UCCAUCUCUCAACACGUGAAACGCGUUUUGAAUUUACCUUUUGUGUUUUGAAUGCUGCCAUGGGUUUAACUAAACAAUAUUUGGCCUACAGGGCUAUAGACAGCUUCAAUAUCAUCACCUCCGGACGUGCCAAUGUGAACUUUGCCAUUGUGGACAAGACGGAGGGCCGAUAUGUGGCUGCUCCCGCGGCUGAGAACGUGAUCGUGUGGGAUUUGAGAAUGGGCGACCGCAAGCUGACCCUGCGUCGGGAAAAGUUCGAGGUCACCUGUUUGAGGGUCUCACCGGAUCACCUGCACAUCGCCGUCGGCUACGCGGAUGGCAUGGUCCAGAUCUUCGAUCUCAGCUCGGACAGGUACUACGAUCCCAUUUGCACGCUGGCGCUGCACAAGAACGCGGUUAGCAUCCUGCGCUACGAUCUGCAGGGCAUGCGCCUGGUCAGCGGCGGUCUGGACACCGAACUGGUCGUCGUCGAUGUGGUGGAGCAGGCGGGAAGAGCUCGGCUGAGCGGUCACAAUGCCGCCAUCACGGAUGCCCACUUCCUGCAGCGGCUGGUGGAUGAGAGUAUCGUGGUUAGCUGCUCGAAGGACACGCAGAUCAAGUUCUGGAACCUGGAGACGCAGUUCUGCUUCAAGACCAUCGUGGAUAAUCGCACAGAGGUCUGGGCAUUGGCCUUUAUUGGCGAUCUAAUGGUUGCGGGAGCCGGCGAAAGUGGCAUGAAUGUUUACCGGCUGAGGAAGCAGGAUGGCGCAAUUACAGGCACCCUGGAGUCGGCUGUCGAGGGUCUUUCCAUUGAGGACGAGGACACCAUAAGUCCCAUCAGCGUGAGCAACUGCGGCGUAAUUCAGCGAGCGGGAAAGGGUCGCACCGUCAACCUGGUGACCGAUCCCAGUGAACGGGUGCUCAGCUGCCACGGAACCAACGAUCUGAUUGAGAACUUUUACAUCUGCACGGCGGAGGAGGUGAAGAAGCGUCUGGCCAAGCGCCUGAAGAAGGAGAAGAAGGAGGAGGGCUCCGAAGAGGCCAAGUCGCUGAGCGAUGAGAUCAAGCGACUGGAAAGCAUCCGAGCCAAGCAGAAGAUCAAGUCGAUUGAUGUGGUAUUGGGCCAGAAUCAGGAGCUGCGCGUCCUGGUCAGUUUGGCCAACAACAGUCUGUCUUUGUACUCGCUGGAGGCGUCUAUAAAGUCCCGCAAGGCCGCCGAUCCCAGCGUGAAACUGCUAAGGUCGCUCACCCGUUUGGGUCACCAGUCCGAAGUGCGUUCCGUGUGCUUCAGCAAUGAUUCUUUGGCCGUGGGCUCGGGCGCCGGGGAAUCCUUCAAGUUCUGGGAUCGCGAUGCCAUGCAGUGCCUGCGAACGGUGCCCACGGAUUACAUUCUCUGCUCAAAGUUUGUGCCCGGCGAUCACUACGUCCUGCUGGGCAUGAAGAGCGGCAAGUUGCUUAUUGUAGACGUGGCUGCGGCGGAUAUUGUGGAGGAGAUUCCCGCCCACGAAAGCGAACUGUGGUCCAUUGCCCUGCUGCCCGAUCAGAAGGGCUGCAUCACUGGCAGCGGCGACAGCACGCUGAAGAUCUGGACAUUCGAGCUGAUCGAUGCCGGCGAGGGAGCCGCGCAGACAAAGGUGCUCUCCCUGCUGCACAAAAACACUUUGAAGCUGGAGGAGACCGUUCUUUGCGUAGCUGUCAGUCCGGACAUGAAAUACCUGGCUGUGGGAUUGCUGGACGCCACCGUAAAAAUCUUCUUCCUGGACACAUUCAAGUUUUACCUCUCCCUGUACGGUCACAAGUUGCCGGUGCUCUGCCUGGACAUCUCCUACGACUCCAAUCUUAUUGUAACUGGGUCAGCAGAUCGAAAUGUGAAGGUGUGGGGCCUGAACUUUGGCGACUGCCAUCGCUCCAUCUUUGCCCACGACGAUUCGGUGAUGAGUGUGCAGUUUAUACCCAGGACACACAUGUUCUUCACCUGCGGCAAGGAUGGCAAGGUUAAGCAGUGGGACGGGGAUAACUUUGAGAAGAUUAUUACCUUGCCUGGCCACAUAGGCGAAGCCUACUGCCUGGCUGUCUCUCCAAAUGGAAGGUAUUUGGUUACCUGUGGCUCUGAUAGAACUCUGCGGAUGUACGAGCGAACGGAGGAGACGAUUGUGCUGAAGGAUGUGCAGGAGGAGGAGCGCGAGCAACUGGAGAACGAGCAACUGGCCACGGGGGAGGACAACACAGUUCCCCUGCUCCCCGGACUCAAGAUGCCCUCGCGCAAGACAGUGGGCUCUGAGCAGUCUGCCGAAUCCAUCCUCGAAUGCCUGGAAAUAUCGAAGCAAUUCGAACUCGAGGCGGAGGACAAGCCGGAGUUGCAUCCGCUGAUGCAGGCGCUGCAGGUUAAGAAUCCCCAGGAUUUCCUCGUCAGCACCUUUAUGCGGAUACGUGCCUCCGAUUUGGAAGAGGCUUUGCUUCUGCUGCCCUUCUCCACCGUCUGCGAAGUUCUCGAGCGCCUGCCCACUCUGCUCACCCAGCGACCCGAUCAACUGGAGCUUCUGUGUCGCGUCACCAUCUUCCUGUUCAAGGUGCACAUGAAGCCCAUUUCGGCGGCCAAGAAUAUGAAGCCGCUGCUCGUCAGGCUCCUCGCGAUGCUCAAAAGGGAUGUUGGCCAACUGCGGGAUGUCUUGGGUUGGAAUCUGCAUGGGUUGGCACUGCUGCAAACGGAAGUGGAGCAGCGGGAUGGCGUCCAGCUCUUCCGGGAGGCCACACAGGCGCGCAAGAAGCGGGAGAAAAAGCGCAGGGAGGCCAGCAAAAGGAGGCUGCAGAUUCAAAUGGUUUGA
Drosophila takahashii is the source of this 2804-nucleotide messenger RNA. Its product is annotated as WD repeat-containing protein 3. Gene Ontology annotation, biological process: maturation of SSU-rRNA. Gene Ontology annotation, molecular function: protein binding; snoRNA binding. The record is from RefSeq and is a predicted model, not a curated record. Gene Ontology annotation, cellular component: small-subunit processome; Pwp2p-containing subcomplex of 90S preribosome. Lineage: Eukaryota; Metazoa; Arthropoda; Insecta; Diptera; Drosophilidae.